Conger conger (European conger) is the source of this 1585-nucleotide messenger RNA. It is a transcript of the gene acer3, whose product is annotated as alkaline ceramidase 3. The record is from RefSeq and is a predicted model, not a curated record. The transcript has 11 exons. Gene Ontology annotation, cellular component: endoplasmic reticulum membrane. Lineage: Eukaryota; Metazoa; Chordata; Actinopteri; Anguilliformes; Congridae. Bases 86 to 886 code for a protein of 266 amino acids. Gene Ontology annotation, biological process: ceramide metabolic process; phytosphingosine biosynthetic process.
GUUGCCGUGGGUCAUUCGGAAAAAAAUAUUUUUCUAUGGUGAAUAAACGCCCUCCCUCUAGUACCAGGCUCCAGUUUCCCCCAUCAUGGCUCCUUCGGACAGACAUGGGUACUGGGGCCGCCCAACAUCAACAUUGGACUGGUGUGAGGACAACUACAUCGUGUCAUUUUACAUCGCCGAAUUCUGGAACACCGUCAGCAACCUCAUCAUGAUCCUACCUCCCAUCUACGGUGCCCUCCAGACACUCAGAGAUGGCCUGGAAAUCCGCUAUGUGUUCGCCUUCCUGGGACUCGCAGCUGUGGGGAUUGGGUCUUGGUGCUUCCACAUGACUCUGCAGUACGAGAUGCAGUUACUGGACGAACUGCCCAUGAUCUACAGCUGUUGUGUGUUUGUGUACUGCCUAUAUGAAUGCUUCAGGCAGGAGAACACGGUCAAUUAUAUCCCCAUUGUCAUCUUGUUAACCUUCAGUAUUGCCGUCACUGUAGUUUAUUUACAGUGGAAGGAGCCGGUAUUCCAUCAGGUCAUGUAUGGGAUACUGGUUGGUUGCUUAGUGCUGCGGUCUGUAUUCAUAGUUACAUGGGUGUAUCCAUGGCUCCGCCCCCUCUCCUACACCUCUCUAAGCGUGUUCAUGAUUGGCUUUCUGCUGUGGAACAUCGACAAUCAUCUCUGUGACACGCUAAGGAGUACCAGGGAGAGGCUGCCCCCAGUGGUAGGGGCAGUUACCCAGCUCCAUGCCUGGUGGCACGUCCUCACUGGGCUGGGGUCCUACCUGCACAUUCUCUUUAGCCUCCAAACAAGGACUACCUACCUCAAGCACAGACCAAAGGUAAAGUUCCUCUGCGGGGUGUGGCCGGUGAUCCACAUAGAGGCCCUGAAGACCACGUGAGCGGGGUCGGGGGAGGACAUGGCUGCCGUCGCUCUGGUAACGCCCUCCCAGGCCGGACGGGGAGGAGGGGCCGUCUCACUGGCUGCUUUGGAUUUGGACUGACGGCCUCAGGUCUGGUCUGCUCAAGGGAUUCUCCCAGAUGUGCCGAGCGUAGCAUUUAGUCCACUAUGGAUCAUGGGGAAUACGGCUGUGUUCUCGCAUCAGGAUCUGUUGGAAACUUGCACUCUAGAAAUGAGAGAUGUCAGUCAUGUCAGUCAUCUUUUCUCAUGCAAUUACAGCAAGCUUGUGUUGUAUGCGUGUGUGUAGGCCUAAUGUUAAAUUCAGACCACUCUACUUUAUUUUCUUUGUUCCAUAUCCCCCUCUCAUCACACAAACUUCUGUGUAUGUUAAGCGUAAGUGUCUUGAGUCAUGACCUGUACAAAAACCAAAUGUUCCUCACUACAUGAUUGUUGCUUUUACAGUACCCGCCCAAAGUUUGGACACACUUUGCCUUUUUCUGCUUUUUCCCUAUUAAUGUUUUAUUUUCUCUGUUUGUAAUCAAACAAUUCAUAAGUGGUCAAAGUGCAGACUCUCAGCAUUUAUUCAAGGGUAUUUUUGUACAUUGAUUUCACCAUGUAGUAAUUACAAUACGUUUUAUACAUCAUACUAUUUUUUACAUCAUCACGGGUCCAAGGUAUCAGAUGAGCCUCAAGCCAUUGU